Messenger RNA from Aspergillus melleus, 903 nucleotides. RefSeq lists its product as uncharacterized. The transcript has 4 exons. The record is from RefSeq and is a predicted model, not a curated record. Gene Ontology annotation, molecular function: ATP binding; protein kinase activity. Gene Ontology annotation, biological process: protein phosphorylation. The coding region runs from base 1 to 903 and encodes 300 amino acids. NCBI's taxonomy places the organism in Eukaryota, Fungi, Ascomycota, Eurotiomycetes, Eurotiales, Aspergillaceae.
AUGAAGGGAGACAAAAACCACCGGCUGACGCAGUUUAAUUUUUUUGAAAGUCCAGACCCUGUGAACGAGAAGCCUUCAUUGCAGCAGACCCAAAACCCCGUGAUUCAACCGAAAAAGAGAAGAGCGUUCGCAGAGAGCGUGGCGCGAAAAAACUUCAUUGAUGUGAAGGAUACCGCUCCAUGGGACGUGUUCAGAGCGAACCUAAAGGUAAAGCUUGAUGUAUGGCUCUGCAAGGCAACGCGUAAAGACGAUCCGGAAGGUGUCUUUGCAGUCCGCACAUAUUCGAGGGACCGAGCCGAUCGAGUCCUGCAGAGAUACAAGACGCUCCAUCACGAAAACCUGGUGACCGCUGUGGAAAUAUAUCGUGUUGAUGAUCCUAAUGAGCAUCUGUUUGUCGUCUCAGAAUACAUUCCGUUCACACUCAACCAUGUGGAGGCCUGUGUUAGACGCCCAAGUGACGCGGAGCUAGCCUCAAUCGUCGGACAGAUCAUGCAUGGAGUGGCAUACCUUCAUUCUGAGGGACUCCGACAUGGCGCCCUGAAGUGUUCCAAUAUCCUCGUCACAUUUGAUGGCGUCGUCAAAAUUGCGGAAUUCGCCGCCUCUCACAUCCACAGUGGCGAUGAUAUAGACUAUGGAGACGAGAAGGCUGCCGGUCUCAUCAUGAUGCAGCUUAUUCACAAGGAACAACCGAUGGAUGGCAAAAUACGGAUCUCAGACCAUCUGAGAGGAGAAAAGCUUAUUGACUUUCUGGCGCAGACGGAGCUAGGCUCACGUGCCGAUCAUUUGGCUAAGCACCCGUUUUUGGCAGACUCCAAUGGGUUUCGAACAUGGAAGGCCAGUCAUCUGAGGGACUUGUUGACCGAGGUCGCGUAUUCGAGCCAGGUAAACUACAUCAGAGGGUAG